GUAUAAAUGCUGAUUUGAUAUCAGGCUUGAAAAGCCCACAUUAUGAUCCGGUUCUCACGCCUUUAAAUCCUAGUUGUAACUCGUAAGCGAAAAGUGAUGCUGCUGAUGCAGGUGCAGACAGACUGAGGAGAAUAAGGGGCGGUACUUUUAACUCUUUUAUUCCCUCCCCUCGGUGCUCCUCAACUUAACAUAACCUCAUCAUUUGGCCCUCUUUUAGUCCCUGUUCCUUCCCUUCAAAAGUGACUUUGGACGCAGGGACGUCACCCUGCAUGGCACUUUCCACCAGACGAGCCCAGCUUUGCCUUAAUCUAAUCUAAUCUUCGGCAAUUGACACUCCGCGCCCUGGUUGCAGCGCGGCUCCAGUUCAGUGACACCUCCGGUCCGGUCCCGGUGCUGGUCACACACACACAAACCGACGCUUUUUUUUUUUCUUUUUUGUUCCCUGGUUGCUGAGACAGAAUCAACCGAGGCAUGUUUCUGUGUGUGUGAUCAAAUUAACCUGCACGAUCUGCUGAGCGGAGCCUGGAGGAGAGAGGGAGGAGGAGGGGGAGAGAAAGAGAAGGAGAGAGAGAGAGGGAGAAAGAAAGCGAACAUGAAGCUCAUUCGCCAUGUCUAAGACAGCGGUGAAGAAGCUGCACUGGCGCUCCAAGGUGCAGGACAGCUUCGUCCCCUUGCUGGGAUCGUCGGGGGAGCUGGGGAUCGCCAUUGGUGGAGGAGCAGACUAUGGAGAGUUUCCUUUUGUCACAGCGGCUCCGGGGGGCGGACUCACAGUGGGCGAUAUCAUCCUAGAGAUCGGGGGUACGCCCGUUUUAGGGAUGACAUUAGGAGAUGUCCGGGGUGUCCUCAACUCCUGCCCCCAUCCCAUCCGCAUCAAAACUGUGUCACCAGGCUCCACAUUGUGCAAGGAUCUCAGGUUGUAUCUGAGUAAGUGCUUCACACCCGGCUCAGUGGACAGCCAACUUCAGCAGGUCAUACGAGAGAACCUCUACCUCCGCGCUGUACCUUGUACGACCAGACAGCCCAGAGACGGGGAAAUCUCAGGGGUAGACUACAACUUCGUCUCCAUCGAGGAGUUCUUCUCCUUGGAGGAGUCGGGAGCGCUGCUUGAGAGCGGAAAGUUCAAAGGGAAUUACUACGGCACACCUCGACCGGUCCACAUCAGCGCCGAGAGCCCGCCGGUCACCUACCAGGAACACCGCAACCUGCUCAGAAACUUCCGCACACGCAGCAAAUCACUCAGCAACCUGGAGAAGGCUGCGGAGGAGGCCGAGAACAGCGAGGACGACUCGGGACUGUCGGGAGGCUCUGCAGGUGUCAGCAGCAGCGUCCAUCCCAUCCAUCGGUCCCCCGGUCGGCCCCGGGCAUCCAGCAGCGGGGAUGGUCGCGCCGUAGAGAACGGGAUCAUCGGCGGCAGGAGUGGUGCCAGAGUGAGAGGUGUGAUGCCGGAUCACUGGGAGCUGGCCUUCAGUGACCCAGGAGAGUCUCACUACAUAGAUCGCAACCCAAGGAGAACCAGCUGGCAGAGUCCUCGAGCCUCGAGCAGGGAGACGGUCUACCAAAAUGAAUGGUUCACGGACCAGCCCGAGGAUCUCAGGGGGUUUCCGGUGCACACACACUUGAUCAAGGGCUCCAGAGGGUUCGGAUUCAAUAUCGUCGGCGGCAGCAGGCCAAGAGAGUUCCUCCAGGUCUACAGCGUGACUUCGAGUGGACCCUCAGCGCUCAAGACAGCGGACAUCUUGGUGUACGUCAAUGACGUUUGUGUGUUGGGAGUGUCUCACAAAGAGGUGGUAGAGAUGCUCAAGUCGGUGCCUGUGGGUCACAGCGUUGACGUAGAGGUCAGAAGAGGGUACCCCAUGCUCUACAACCAUGAUGGUUGUCCCAAGAAGCCCCCGCCGAGGACACAGGACAGCGGGGACCCCAUCCUAGCACCCACCACCACCCAACCCCAGCCUCUUCACCAGCUACCUCGCCUCCCGACGCCCACUCCCCAGUCCCAGCAUUUUAACUUUAACGGGGUCCACAGUGAGCGGAGCUACAUGGAGACAGCAGUGACUCUGGACUCCAACGGAAAUGCCACGUCUUUCGCCACCAGAGCGCCGCCCUUGUACAGACGCUCCAGUAUGAGCCACCCUGCCUCCUCCUCCUCCCCUCCUGUGCGUCCUCCUCGUUCCCUGAGGAGUUUAGCCCGGCUGCAGUCGUUCGACCCGACGCUUGCCAGCCAGAGUGACAGCGAGGUGGUGUCUGCGAUUGGUUCACACAGGGCAUCAAUGAUCCGUAAUCACAACAAUAACUCCCUCUCCACACCCCCCAAUCCUUUACGUUACGGCACGUCCAAGUCAUCUGAGAGCGACCUGUCCACCUGCGACCUGUCGGGCUCCCGGCUGCCCCUGCCUCAGUCACCGAGGAGGCCCAUGUCCUCCCCCGGCGGCCCCCGCAGCGCUCACUCCCACCUCUUCAGACCUCAGACCUCUCACCUCAGACCCCCAACGCCCGACAGCCCCCACCACCGUGGCUUCAACGGUUACCAUGGUAACACCAGCCCAACUGCGAGUCCCAGCAGUGUGUCCUCCCCCGGGGGGAUGAGCAUGGGCAGCGGAGUUGGCAGUUUCAGCGGAGGGGAGCUGGUGCCGGUGGCCUUGGCCCAAAGUGAAGGAGACCAAGGACUCGGCUUCAGCGUGACGGCUGGAGGUCCGGGAGGCAGGCUGACUAUCGUGAAGAGAGUCUGGGACAGGAGGCAGUGCAACUCCCUGCAGCCAGGGGAUGCUGUUGUCAAAAUCAACGGAGCAGAUGUCCAGAGUCUCAGCUUUGCACAGGUACAGACAGUCCUCCAGGAACACACCAAACUGGGAGAAGUGGUCCUGUUGGUCUACAGAGGAGGCGUCUAUCAUUCAACCGUCUCCCCUGGCUCUAUUCGGAGACUCCCUCCGCCUCUCCUCCGCCCCCCUCCUCCACCUGUUGACUCGGACAGCUCCUCUCUGCUCCCAGAGGCACUGCCCGUGCCCCGGACCUCCAUCAGCCUGCCUCCCUCCCCGGCCCCCACGCACUCCUCUCUGAUCCAGAGCACCAGUUUCUUGGAGUCGAUUCCCGUCACCCUGACCAUGGAGCCCAAAGACUGGAUCAACACGGGCCUGGAGGACGAGGCGGGCGGUGUCACGGUGCCUGAUUCGGGUCUGGAGAGGCAGGGCGGGGAACGCACUCGGCCGCUUCGAGGGUUUGAUGUGGAGCUGAGGAGAAAGCCAGGAGAGGGCUUUGGGUUCGUCAUUGCCUCUCAAGACGUAGAGAAUGGAAAAGCGGCUUCACUCCUCCCUCACCGGUUUGUGACGGUCCGUCGAGGCAGCCCGGCGGCCAAGAGCGGUCAGAUCCGGCCCGGUGAUCGAUUGGAGGCGGUGGAGGGACGAUCGGUGGUGACCCUGCCUCAUCGGGAGCUCGCUCAGAUCCUCCGUCGAGCUGGAAAUACCCUGCGCCUCACCAUCGUCCCCCGUCCCAGCACCUACUCUACAAGCCUUUCAGAACCCAGCGAGUAUGAACCCGGUCACAGAAGCAGAAAGGGUCAAAGGUCGCGUCCAAAGCGUGACUCCAGGUAUUACAGCGUAGACCUGGAUCGGGGCCCCUCAGGCUUUGGCUUCAGCCUCCGAGGAGGCAGCGAGUACAACAUGGGCCUCUACGUCCUGGGGCUGAUGGAGGGGGGGCCAGCCUCACGGAGCCAAAAAAUGCAGGUCAGCGAUCAGCUUGUCGAGAUAAAUGGAGACAGCACGGCAGGGAUGACCCACAGCCAGGCGGUCGAGCAGAUCCGCAGAGGAGGCCACCGAAUCCACCUGGUGCUCAAGAGAGGAAACGGCUACGUGCCCGACUAUGGCCGUGAGCGCAGGAAUGCACCCCCCUCCCUCCUGCGUCACCCCAAGGAGCAGGGUUUGGCUGCAGUAGACUCCACCGGGCGGAAGGGGCACAGCUCCAAGCAGAAGAGGAGAAGCAGGUCUUCAGAUGGACGCGCGAGGGAGAAAGAGAUAGGAAGAAGAAGAAGAAGAAGAAGAGGGGGCUCAGAGGGAGGAGGGCGCUCCGAUUUACAAAGCCCCGUCUCUGAGCUGGGAGAGGGGUCUCGGGAAGCCAGGGACAGGAGGAGCAGGAGGAGAAAGCGGGAGACUCAGAGUUUACCCAGAGAUGCCCUCAGGAACUACGAUGAUAGUGAGACGGAAAGAGGGACGGAGAGGGGAACGAGAAGGGAGAGGAGGAGCGGAAGGAGCAAAAGCAGAGGGAGGAAGAGCAGAAGUGAGGAGAGGGUGAGAAGGGCGAGGGGUCAGGAGGAAGAGCGAGAGGAACCUGCUGUCGAGGAGAGGGUGGAAGAGAGGAUGGAGGAGGAGGAAAGAGUCAAUUUAGAGCAGGGGGAAGAGCGAGAGGAACCCGCUGUUGAGGAAAGAGUGGAAGAAAGACAGGAGGAGGAAGUAGAGGAGGAGGAGGUGGAGGAGGGGGUUGAUUUAGGGAUAGAGGAGAGUGAUGAUGAGGUUUUCCUACCCAUUCCAAGCCCUAACCAAAAGCUUCCCACGCCCAAACAGCUCUGGGCGGUGGAGAAUGAUGAAAACUGGGACGUGGCAACAGAGUACAGGGAGCUGAGGACAGAAAGGUCACGGGACGAUGACGGGAGCGAAAAUAGCGAGACAGAGCUGAUCGAGCAUCGGAGAGAUGACGACGUGCAGAGCGAGAGCGCCGCUGUGAUCGAUCCAGUGUCACAGAGAAAGCCCUUCUCCUUCCUCACCUCCACGCUGUCCCUAGAGCAGCUGGGGGACAAUGAGUCAGAGUCCGGAGGCAGCCAAUCUGACGGCAGCGUGUCUGCUGCCAGCAUCUCGGGCCUCUCUCUGGCCCCCGCGGGAGCAGGUGGGCACGGGGCCAAGGUGCUGCCAGGCCCCUGGCUCACACCCAGCCAGCAGAGGGUGGCUCAGGUAGCGGGGAGCCGGCGCCCUGAGAGCCGGACAGAGCGGGGAGGAGGAAGAGGCGCCGUCUCGUGACCGUUGACAGGAAGAAGUAGCAGCCGAAUGAUUACAGAUCCAGUCAGUCUCACACUGUUAGACCUCGACUUGUUUUCUGCAGCUACCCACACUACCAACAUCUUCUCUUAGUCACUUUGAUAUCCACAGUCGUCUGAAGUCAUAUUCUUUGUGCCUUUUUACAGCUGACCUCGGGCUGACGUUAAGUGUCGAUAUCACAUUUGAACAUGUAAAAUCGGUGAUGUUGUGCGAAACAGCCUUGUGUUUUGUUUUUUUUUCCCCUCCGAGGCGCCCGCUGCCCCUCACUAUAUUUAACUCCUCUCCUUGUGUUUGCAGCCUUUGUUUCCAGGACAACGAGGUAUUUCAGACACCUUGUUGAUCCUUCCCUCCCGUGUCUCGCUCACUUCUCUCCGCAUCUCUGCACCUUUUAGCGGAGCGUCCUCCCGACUGUACAGAAAAGACCACACAGACGUUCACGUAUACCUCAUGAAGAUACCGAGCAAUAAUAAUGCAAAUUGUACAUGACGAUCAGCCAUCCAUUUCCGCUGCGGCGUGCCGAUGUGGGCCGAAGGGCGAACAGUGUAACAAUGUUUGUACGAUAUCCUCUUUUGUCUUAUGUGGACACUUGCCUCGACUAUUGUAAUGUCGUCCCGUAUAACUGAAUAUUUGAUUGUGAUGAUGCAAAUCCCCUUUGACGGCAGGUGUGAAAUCUAUAUUCUGUAAAUAUCUGUAGAGAAAUAAACUGACAGAACCUAUUGUAAAUAUUAUAGUAACUGGAGCAAAGCCCUGAUUUGUAUGACUGUAUUGUAAUGCCUCAUGAUAAAAGUCUAUAUGAAUAUAAAUAUAUAUAUAUAUAUAUAUAUAUAUAUAUAUAAACAUAUGCAGUAUAUCUAUAUAUUACAUACAAAAGCUACCCGUUUCAAAUUAUUUAUUAUCGUGUGAUGAGAAGUGGUAUAUAAAAUGUAAACACAGAACUAUAUUGUACCUGCCCUGUUCAUAAAUGAAUGUUUUUCUUUUCUCGUAAAUAUGCUGCUUGAGUGUGGAAAAGGAUUCUCUACUGUGUCGCAACCCCCCCACUUCAAGAAGUCAGCAGAAGAUGCCAAAAGUAUGCAUCCCAGCGUGCACAUUUUUCUUGUACUGUCAAUAUAUAUCGUGUCUGUGGGGUCAGAACAAAGAAGAAGAGAAAAAACAACAACAACACACACAUGCACUAUCUAGAUUCUAGAGAGUGCUGUGCCCAUCGUGCCACGUACAGUUGCCUUGGUAACAUCAACCAAUCUUAUCCUAACCACUGAUUUUUCUUACUGUGAAAACCCCUUUUUGCUCUGAGGUGUCUGAUACACACGAGAGAGAGAGAAAUAGAGAGAGGGUGUUUAGUAAUCUUCAGUCAUGCCAAAAAAAACAAAAAGGCCCUUACUGUAAAUCCAUAAUAAUAAUAAUAGUAAUAAUAAUAAUGACAAUAAUGAUACUAAUAAUCACGAGCCUCCGCAGAAUCUGGGCUGUGUCGCGUCUAAGAUGGCAAAAUAGCACAUCCUUUUUUUUGUUUUUUGCUCUCUGAAUGGAUACUGUGAGAUGUUAUUUUUCUAUGAAAUGAUCUUUUUUGAAAUUACUCAGGUUUUUUCUCUUUCGCUCUAGAUAAGCCAUUUAGGAAGAAAAAAAAAGAAAAGAGGAGCUUACAAAAGUGACUUCACGCCUUCUUCUUUUUUUUUUUUUGUUUCACAACACAGAGUGGAUUCAUAAAAAACCAGUCAAAGCACUGUUAUGUUACGAUUCUUUACGGCAGCAUCAGGAGACGCAGACUGUUACAGCUGUUUGUUACCAGCCCAUCGUCUACAGAUCGAUGCCGUGUGGAUGAAGUCGCUCCUUCAUUUGUACCAGUCCUGACAUGAACUGCUCGGUGUUUCCCCUUCUUGCCCAUUUGUUUUUCAGCAAUUGCUGUGCAGCCACCAGAAGUGGCAGCAUGGCGACCAAUCCUGUGCCCCCCCAUACAGCAGAGUAACUUGGUAACCUAUAUGUCAGACUUAUUUUAUAAUGUUUGCUAAUGUUCUUUUUUUUUUUAGACUUUUCAUUUCCUAAGGGGGGAUUAUAUGGCCGGACUGUAAACAUGUUCUAAUAAAACUCCAAAUAAACUGCUGAACCAAUUUC
Acanthopagrus latus (yellowfin seabream) is the source of this 7124-nucleotide messenger RNA. It is a transcript of the gene magixb, whose product is annotated as membrane-associated guanylate kinase, WW and PDZ domain-containing protein 2. The record is from RefSeq and is a predicted model, not a curated record. Gene Ontology annotation, cellular component: cytoplasm. Bases 609 to 5000 code for a protein of 1463 amino acids. Lineage: Eukaryota; Metazoa; Chordata; Actinopteri; Spariformes; Sparidae. The transcript is spliced from 17 exons. Gene Ontology annotation, molecular function: protein binding. Gene Ontology annotation, biological process: signal transduction.